Messenger RNA from Rana temporaria (common frog), 1341 nucleotides. RefSeq names its product tetraspanin-33-like. The coding region runs from base 343 to 1203 and encodes 286 amino acids. The transcript has 8 exons. Lineage: Eukaryota; Metazoa; Chordata; Amphibia; Anura; Ranidae. Gene Ontology annotation, cellular component: membrane. The record is from RefSeq and is a predicted model, not a curated record.
UGCUUGAUUUUGGAUUUAGACCAUAAGUGACAUACACCUUAUGUGUGAUCAGUGCAAUGCUUUUACAACAUUGUACUUUUUAUUAGGCAUUAUGAGGUUUUAGUAAGGCUGUAAACAACGAAUUAAGAAAUGUUGGCAGUAUUACAACUAAGGAUAUGAGAAACAGGUCAUGGUAGAAUAGUCAGCUGAAAGCUGCAUAUAUGACAUGACCCUGCACGUCUGUAGGUUUGCUCACUCCUAUCCUUGUCUUACAGUAGCACACAUGUCUCUCUUUAUACAACUGCAAUCCAGCCCAUGGUAAACUCUCAGUCUGGAGGCUAGCAACCAACUAUUAGCAAGGAAAUGAGAACCAGCCAGAUUGUUAAAUAUUCGCUGUUUGUGUCCUGCUAUAUUUUUUGGGUGGCUAGUGGUCUCAUGAUUGCUGUUGGACUUUAUGCUAAACUAUGCAAAGAGACAGGUGUUGUGGACACCCUAACAACCGAUCCGGCCAUAAUAUUAAUUGUGGUGGGAAUGCUGAUGUUUGCCAUUACCUUUCUAGGAUGUAUGGGAGCACUGAGGGAUUUGCAUAUAUUACUAAAAAUCUUUGCUGCUAUGCUUCUGCUGGUCUUAAUUCUUCAGCUUGUUGCAGCCAUUCUUGGCUUUAUAUUCUCAGGAAUGGUUUUAGAAAAAGCCUCUAAUGUAAUGUCCAAGGCAAUCAUCCGUUAUCGGGAAGAUGCAGAUUUAGAAAACUUUAUCGAUUAUAUCCAGAAAAAGUUUGAAUGCUGUGGAGUGAAUAGCUACACAGACUGGUCUCUGAACAUAUACUUCUACUGUAUAGAAACCAACCCAAGUCUGGAAAGAUGUGGGGUUCCAUACUCUUGUUGCAUCAGAGAAGAAGGGCAGACUGUCAUAAAUACAAUGUGUGGAUAUGGGACACAGAAUCUCAAGAGGUGGCAUGUGGAACAUCAGAUCUUCGUGGAUGGGUGCCUGAAUAAGAUUGUAAGCUGGGGUAGAAGAAAUUUGUUGUUCCUGGGAGGCAUUGCAAUGGGACUCAUCCUUCUAGAGAUCCUGGUGACCUGUCUGGCUUUUGUGCAAAUCUACCAGAUCAAUUUCAUAAUGGAAAGAAAAAAAAGCAUGGCUACGGAGAUAUCUAGUGGAACACGGCAAAACAGAGAAGAGUUUGUUCCAACUUCCACAGAUGGAGCAGAUACAGAUGGACUGUGAAUAACCAGGCAUGGUCAUCAAGAACUUGUUUUUCAAUCAUGACCUACUUAGGAACAGAACCGUGGGCCAUAUUCUUGUACAUUUUCGGCGGGCGGCGCGUAAGCCAUUUACACUACGCCGCCCCAACCUACAGGAGCA